AUGAUCUAAUAGCCAUUUGAGAUCUUAGUUUCACUUUAGAUUUCGUUGAACACGAACGUAAAUCGUAAAAAAAAUGAGUUUUAUUCUUGCAUCUGCAGUUUGUUUGCCUGUUGUUUCUGAGUCAGUUAUUACUGAGCAUAGAUAUACAUAUCGGAGAAUGUCCAGUUCAGGUUUAACUUCUGAAGCUCAGCUUCGAUACAUGAUUCAAUGGUUUGAAGAGUUUAGUGAACUGCAGAGAGAGGAUUUCUUGCCAAUACUUGCUGCUGCUCAUGGAGAUAAACCUGAUCAGCUAACUGCAGGUCUCUCUACACUUACCUGUGAUGACAAGCCCCUGAGCUUGUUUCAGUGUCGUAUUAAGCUGUUUAAUGAAUGGUAUCCAACGUGGAACGAGGAUCAAAAAGAACGCCUGAUUAAGGCAGUAACCGAGACUGACCCAGAUUUUGGAGAAAAACUCCAAGACAUUCUUACAAAUGGCAUCAAAGUAAAUGGGAUUGAUGAGUUUUUUUCUACAAUUGAAUAUAGUGAAAAUAAAGAGUUGUCUGCGACUGAACAGACAUCAGAUGGAGAAAAUCUAGUAACACAAGAGGUUGCUGUAGAAAUUGCAGCAGCUUCCUAAAAUAUUAUCAAGGUAUCUUGAAAUUGAGAAAAUACACACAUUUUCUUAAUAAUUUUAAAAGAAAUCUGCUAUACUAUGACGCAAUAUGGAAUCCAAAUGAAUCCAAAAAUAAUAUUUGGCUUUCAUUUCAUUACGUUUUGUACACCGCAAACUUUUGCUUAAACAUAAUUCAUGGGGUCUAUAUUUGUGAUAUUGGAUCACCUUUCAUUUCCUUUCAAGAUAAGCUGUAAUGCUGCAAAAGCACAAUAUUUAGAGGUAUAGAGAGAAGACUUUAUAACUAUUUAGUUGAGUCUUCGUGAGUUAAAAUAGAUAAAAAGGAUUGAUCUUUGAGUCUGUAUGAACAAGAAAAAGCUUAUGUGGGUGGGUGAAUUUGGCCUGUUUUUGGUGGUAAAUUAAUAUCUAUUUUUAAUUUUAUAAAUAUUUAAACUUUCUUCUUAGAUAAAUAUAUCUUUGAGUUCCAAAUUGAUAUGAACUUAUGAUAUAAGGAUAACUAUAUACUUUAGCCUGAAUGUUGGCUUUUUAAAUGUUAUUUCAUAGAUAAACAAAACGAAAAGGAUAUGCAUAGUCCUACCUUUUUUGUUUUAGAUGUAUUAUAGUCAAAUAUUUAUUGCAAAGAAGCACAAUUAUUCACAUAGUUAUACUAUAAACAUAUAUCUUGCCAUUUGCAGUCUAUUGAUAUACACUUAUAUAACAUUCCUAUCUUUAUGUAUAUAGUUUUUAGUAUAUUAUGUAUAAUGUAGACUUAGAAAUUAAAUAUUAAAAUGUCAUUCCUAUUUAAAGGUAGUCGGUACAAAUUUCAAAAUUGCAUAUAUGUACUACAUUCCAUUUAGUUUUAUUUUACAAUGUCUAUUAUAUUUUUAUUAGGAAUAGGAGAAGUUACUCCUUCCGACACUCAAGAAUUGCUAAGAUAAGUUUUGGAAAAUUAAGUAUAUAUGUUUAUUUAAUAGAAAACAUGCAGCUAAUUAAAAUUGAAUCUCGCAAAGUUACAAUUCUUUUAAACAUUGUCAAAUACAUCAGUGUUUUAUCUUGCAUCCAAAGAAUAUCAAACAAGUACAAAACACAAAUUGUGCCAAGCGUGAACAUUCCUUUUUUAUUUAAAGUUAAUAUAUUUCUUUAUUGUCAUUAAAAAUUAUUUUGUAGUGAUAAAAGGUGCUGGCUAUGUGUGUGUGAAUGAAAGUAUCGGCAAUUUUUUCAUAUUUAAAUAAAGUAUUAACGCUA
Molecule: messenger RNA, 1834 nt
Organism: Pieris napi
Lineage: Eukaryota; Metazoa; Arthropoda; Insecta; Lepidoptera; Pieridae
Exons: 3
Coding region: 74-616 (180 amino acids)
Source: RefSeq, a predicted model, not a curated record